AUGUGUGCAGUCUACUUUUCUUUUAAGCUAAAGUAAUUGCCUAAAUCGAAUCCUCGUUCUCUGACGUCAUCCCGGUGUAUUUCUCUCUAACCAAACCACAGAUUUCCACAGUGACUGCCACCAACUAUCACUGAAUCGCCUCACACUAUCACUCUUCAAGCUUGUUAACCGGAGUCGUGUUAUCCCUGUAAUCCUCCCUACCAUCCUUAUUAACCUUAUUAUGCGUUGGUGGAGCUGGGGCACGGAUAACGGUGUACAGAUGAAGGACCUUGUAAGGAACAGCAUGACUACGGAGAUGAUGGACGUGCGCUUAUUCAGGUCUCCAGUUUCAACCGCCGCAACUUCACCAACUUUGUACCCUGCCGAAAACGACACGAGUUGCGUGGCGGACCUGUCGGUUGCGGUGGCUGUAAUGCCUUUUGUCAGCAUCACGGACCUGAUCGGUGGCAGGUGGAUUUUCGGACAGGUGUUCUGUAACGUCUUCAUCGCCAUGGACGUGAUGUGCUGCACUGCGUCCAUAAUGACGCUGUGUGUCAUCAGCAUAGACAGGUACCUGGGUAUAACCAAGCCGCUCACCUAUCCUGUCCGCCAGAGUGGCCGCUGCAUGGCCAAGAUUGUCCUGUCGGUGUGGCUCCUCUCUGCCUCCAUCACACUGCCCCCUCUCUUUGGCUGGGCCCAGAACGUCAAUGACGACCGUGUGUGUCUGAUCAGCCAAGACUUUGGAUACACCGUCUACUCCACCGCUGUGGCGUUCUACAUCCCCAUGUCUGUCAUGCUCAUCAUGUACUAUCGUAUCUACCGAGCCGCCAAGGUCAGCGCGGCCAAGCACACCAUCGCUGGCUUUCCCCGGGAGCCGGGGGAAGGAGACAGGGGUGGGAGAGAGGGCGUGCGGGAGGCGGGGGAGGGAGUGGACUGCGUGGCGGCAGCCCUGAAGCUCCAGCGGGAGGUGGAGGACUGUGCCCGCUUCUCGCGUCUCCUCAGAAACGACAGGAAGAACAACAUCUCCAUCUUCAAGCGGGAGCAGAAGGCAGCGGCCACGCUGGGGAUCGUGGUGGGGUGCUUCGGUGUCUGCUGGCUGCCUUUCUUCCUCCUCUCCACGGCCCGGCCCUUCAUCUGUGGGGUGGAGUGCAGCUGUGUGCCUCUGUGGGUGGAGAGGAUCCUGCUGUGGCUGGGAUACGCCAACUCCCUCAUCAACCCCUUCAUCUACGCUUUAUUCAACCGCGACCUGAGAACCACCUACCGCAACAUCCUCCUCUGCCGCUACCGCAACAUUAACCGUAAACUCUCUGCAGCCAGCAUGCAGGAGGCGCUCAAACUGACAGAGAGACAUGACCUGGUCAUUAAGGUUAUGUAGGAGAGAGAGGGGAGGGUCAGUCCAGUCCUUUUAGGUCUAAAGAGAGAGAGAUAGACAGAUAUUGGUCAUUAAGGUCAAAGUGAGACCAACACUUGGUGAAUAGACUGGUUUCUCUCCUAACAAGAGAGAAACCUGGAGAGAUUCUAAUUUCUUUUUAUAUGAACUGGAGAGAGAGAGGUCUUAGUGGUUGAUACUUGUACAUUAAAAUAACUAUUUCUGAGACAAUUAUGUGAACCAGUUGGGGUUUUGUGUACAGGUAAUCUGCAUGCCAGUAUCCAUGUGCAGAGCCAACAUCUUGAGUUUUUUCUCGAGUCUGGAACACUUCCUGACUUCAGGCUGGAUUACUCAUCAUGUUAGCAUGACCAGAUAACCCAAGCUAUUAAUAGAAGGUAUGAAUGGAAAGAUCUCACCAGGAUAUCCACAUACAAUAUUUGAUACACUUGGAUAAACAAAGACUUCGACAGCAAGAGAGAUAAAUAGGCAGAAAGACAGACAGACCUGUAGAUGACUAGACAGAUACAGUCAUUCCAAAAGAUAAAAAAAAUGCCCCCUCCCUCAAAAAUGUUGAGGACUCAUCCCCUGAAUUUGUUCUGUACCAAUCAAGGUUAACAUGUCACCUAUAAUGAUUUUCUCAAUAACAUUAAGAUAUGAUUGAGAUGACACCGACAUGCAUGCAAAAUUACACUGCACACGCAUGUUAAGUAUGACUCACUCCACAAACAAUUAAUGAGGACACUGUCACCCUUUACAUCAUUUAUGAACAACCUAUGACAGUAAUAUCAUGCAACCAUUUGCCACUUUGGGUCAUAAGUCAUAUUCUAGAUCUGAAUAAUAAAUAUCAAAUAACAAUACAGCAUACUAAGAAUAAGCGGACGUUCUUUCCUUUAAAGGUUUGUAAACAGUCCACUCUAACCUGUCCUACAGCAUGUGAAUGCAUUUAUUCAUGUGUGAGUAAUGGCGUUCUGACAGAAAUCUGUAGGUCAGAAGCAGCACUAUGUCAGUCAUCUAUAUUUAUCCUAUGAAUAUUCUUUCCAGCUGGUCACACUGACAUAUUUGGUCAAAUUCAAUGUUCCCCCUGCUCUAAGCGUAAACAAGUAGAAGUGAAAUGUUGAUUAUUUGUGAUAAGAUCUGAUAAACCCAUUUAUCCUGUACAGGACUGUACAGCAUCAUUUGAGUGGUGUGAAUUCACAUGAUUUGAAGAGAUAUUGUAGCUUAAUGUAAAACAUUAUGUCAUUAAAAUAUCUUUUUUGGAGGGUCUUGUGGAGAGCAAAAUGUAGGUAACUGAUGUUGUCAAGGUGGCUGGUCAUGUUUGUACGUUUUUGUAUGUAAAGGAUACUAAAGGAAUACUAAAUGUAAAGAUGGACAACUG
Molecule: messenger RNA, 2723 nt
Organism: Hypomesus transpacificus
Lineage: Eukaryota; Metazoa; Chordata; Actinopteri; Osmeriformes; Osmeridae
Product: 5-hydroxytryptamine receptor 7-like
Exons: 4
Coding region: 221-1354 (377 amino acids)
Biological process (GO): chemical synaptic transmission; smooth muscle contraction; circadian rhythm
Cellular component (GO): membrane; dendrite
Molecular function (GO): neurotransmitter receptor activity; G protein-coupled serotonin receptor activity
Source: RefSeq, a predicted model, not a curated record